UUUGUGGCUUAUUACAGCACUUACAGUAAAGCAUAAUGCUUGCUAAUUAGACAGUGUAGUCUUUUUAUAAACAUCUUUCUUUUUACGUAACAAGUGAACUAGCUCUCAUUCUGAUACAGGAGGGAGCCGGGAUUGGACAUGUCUCAAGUAGUACUCAGUCGUGUGUGUGUAUUCCCUUGAUUCACAACUCUUAUGGAGCAUGUGAAUCCCUUAGGCUCCCAUCUUAUUUGGCUUCUGUAUUUCUGGUUAAACAUCUUUUGCUCAGGGAAUUCCUCUGGCUCUGAGGACAAAGAGGCCUUCCACACUGAGAGGUGGGGAGGGAAGGGAAUCGUGUUCAUUUUACACAAAGUCUGGUUAAUUCAGUUAACCAGAAUGAGUGGACUCUUACAUGAAUAUUGUCCUUGUUUUAAAAACAAAUGCUUGAGGUCACAGCAUUCCAUUUUAUGACUUUGCUACAUAGAUUUCCCUGUUUGAAAGAGGGGGAAAAAAAUCUCAGUGGGAUCCUCUUUGUCCCCUCAUGCAAAAUAAUCUUUGUAAAUACAUGUUAACAUUUACAGGCAUAACUGUGCUCUUAAAGUUUACAUUAAUCACUUUUCAGCUGAAUUUGAUCUUUUCUGUGAAACAUCUCUCUCAACAGCUCUGUCUAUGCUUCAGUACCAUGGUGGCUUAUAAUAUCAGAUGCAUUCAGAAAUGUGGCUUGUACAAUCAAAGCUAGCUAGCUAGAUCGUUUUCUCUGUUUCAGUGGCUGCCUUCAGGAGUGGAUAUUUCAAUUCAAUGUCAGAUUGCAUUCCUUAAUCUAUGCUUGCUUCCAGCUGUAGCUGCUGACUAACAAUACGGCGUUGUGGCCUGCAUAACUUAAUUCCAAAGGCUUUUCAUUAAACACUUGCUGGGUACAUGAAUAAAAAUAGAACCACCAUAAAACUUUCAUGUUUAGUUACUAACAAGGUAUGGAUCAAAUGCACUAUUGGUGGUGGUGGGGGGUCCUUAAAUUAGUGAGUGAAAAGACCACCUUAAACAAUUUCUUGCUUCUCUGUUCCUUGUUAAGUUACUAGAGUCACCUGCAUGAAAACAAUUGUUGCAUCAAAGUAAACUUGUUUCUGUUACUUAAUCCUUGAAGUAGCAUGGUAGAGACAUUUUCAUAGCCCCUUGUGAGGUCACAAUGGAGCAAGUGGGUGGUGGGGAGAAAAUGUGGUGGUUUUAUUUUUUUUUUUUGAAUAACUGUCUAAAAAUAUUACAUAUUUCUAGGCAACUCUCCUUAGCAACAAGUCUGACUUUUUCCCCAAGAGAUUGGGGAUCAUAUUUUUCUGUUGAUAACAGAUAUCAUCAACUCUUCUACGCAGAUGGUAGUAUAUGUCUGGAUAUUCUUCAGAAUCGUUGGAGUCCUACCUAUGAUGUGUCCUCCAUCUUAACAUCCAUACAGUCUCUGUUGGAUGAGCCGAAUCCCAACAGUCCAGCAAACAGUCAAGCAGCUCAACUAUACCAAGAGAAUAAGCGGGAAUAUGAAAAACGGGUUUCUGCAAUAGUAGAACAGAGUUGGCGUGAUUGUUGACCCUGGAUGAUGCAAAUGAACACUCUGGUGAUGAGGAAAAUAUAUAUGAAGUGUCUGAGUCAUCUUCCUCCUAGCAUCAUUGCAUUUACUUUGAACGCAAACUAGCUGUUGUGCUGUUGCCACUCUCCCUUGCUGAAGCUUCCCUUCCUUGGACAUCAGAAAGCACCCAUUUUGAAGUCAAAUGUACUGUACUUGGGUUACUUGCAAAAUUACUGAAUAAUUCAUUUUUUGUGGUCCCUCUUCUCCAGUCUUAGGGCAGUAUUGUGCAUUUCUGUAGUGUACACUAAGCUUUUAAUUGUAAUUGUGUUAUACACAGUGAUGCUUAUGUGUAGCUUGAUAAAAGGGAUGUUUAUAUACAUAUAUACAUUUUUAACUGAUAUUACUAGAGUGCUGAUCUGUCCAGGCUGGUCACUUACCUCUACUGUUGGUUUUAGACCCCACUGCAUUUGUAAGUACUGCAGGAAGAAUUAACUUUUCCCUGGUCUUACUGGGUUGUCAACUGUUUAGAAAUACAAAACAACUGAUUCUGAUCCAACUAAUCAAAUAGUGGAAAAUGGGAGAUAGUGGCUACUUCUGCACUUCAGGUGUAAGAGAAGGUAUGAUUACUGUUAUGGUACUUGAGGUGACAUGCAAAGUACCUCCUUUUUAUUUACAAAAAUAGGGUUUUAAAGGAUAUGCCUAUGAGGAUAUUGAUGAAAUAGGUUACUUUAGUCCUCUCAGUGAGGCACUGACUGGAUAUACCCAUGUUGAGCUGUUGUACUUAAGUUCAAAAUCUUGUUAACUUUGCUAUUUUGAGUAAUAAAAAAAAAGUAGGAAAAAACAAAAUGCUUCAAGGCUGGGAUAUCACGUUCAUUAGUACUUGAUUCCCUUAAAACAUCUCCAGAAUACAACUCUGUGGUGGAAAGUGAGUUAAGAAUGGUGAGAGGGGGCACUUGAAGCUGUGCAGUUCCUGCUCUUUGUAUAUUACUAGUGGGGGUACUGUGUGUGAGAGCAACAGCCAUGUGCCUGUUAGUUUCCACCCAAUUUAAUGAAAAUAUCUUUCCAAGUUUGAAAAGGUAUAGUGAGUUUGGGUUUACAUUCUUUUGCAAGGCUAAGUUUGUAAAUUUUGGAGGCAGUACCUUUUUAAACAGCAGUGUGGGAUGAGACCUAUAACUCUGUCCACUGUCCCCAUGUCUUAUGUGCACAUUGGUCUGUUGAAGUAUAACUUUGCAUAAGUAACCCAUGUAAGAAACUGUACAUUUUUCAAAACUUGUAAAUAAAAGUGUAACCUUAUAUCCUUAUUGUA
This is a messenger RNA of Mauremys mutica (yellowpond turtle), 2834 nucleotides long. RefSeq names its product ubiquitin conjugating enzyme E2 A (gene UBE2A). Gene Ontology annotation, molecular function: ubiquitin conjugating enzyme activity. Gene Ontology annotation, biological process: DNA repair; protein polyubiquitination; proteasome-mediated ubiquitin-dependent protein catabolic process. The transcript has 3 exons. NCBI's taxonomy places the organism in Eukaryota, Metazoa, Chordata, Testudines, Geoemydidae. The record is from RefSeq and is a predicted model, not a curated record. Gene Ontology annotation, cellular component: HULC complex. Bases 1160 to 1549 code for a protein of 129 amino acids.